Messenger RNA from Vitis riparia (riverbank grape), 3174 nucleotides. RefSeq names its product receptor-like protein kinase HSL1. The transcript is spliced from 2 exons. Gene Ontology annotation, biological process: protein phosphorylation. Lineage: Eukaryota; Viridiplantae; Streptophyta; Magnoliopsida; Vitales; Vitaceae. The record is from RefSeq and is a predicted model, not a curated record. The coding region runs from base 34 to 2961 and encodes 975 amino acids. Gene Ontology annotation, molecular function: receptor serine/threonine kinase binding; ATP binding; protein kinase activity.
CUCAGGUGCCGAUAGCCUACUCAUAUCCCAAAAAUGUCGAAACCACCCUUUUCAUUUGCCCUUGCCCUUUUACUCAACCUAUUCAUGUUCUUGUCCCUCCAGCCCUUCCAAGUAAUUUCACAGAGUUUCAACACCGAACGAUCGAUACUAUUGGAACUUAAACUGCGACUCGGCAAUCCACACUCCCUCCAAUCCUGGAAUUCGUCAUCAUCACCAUGUGAUUGGCCGGAGAUAACAUGCGCUCAUAACAAAGUCACCGGAAUUUCACUCCACAACAAGAACAUCACUGAGAAAAUUCCAGCCACGAUUUGUGACCUGCACAACCUUAAGUCACUCGACGUUUCCAACAAUUACAUUUCCGGUGAGUUCCCUAGGAUUCUGAAUUGUUCGAAACUUGAAUAUCUUGUCUUGUCACAAAACUAUUUCGUAGGCCCGAUUCCGGCUGAUAUCGGCCAACUUUCACGCCUUCGGCACCUGGAUAUCACCACAAACAACUAUUCCGGCGAUAUCCCGGCGGCUAUUGGGCGACUACGGGAGCUUCGGUACUUAUCUCUGGUUCAAAAUGAGUUCAACGGGACUUGGCCUGUGGAGAUCUGUAACUUGUCCAAUCUUGAACAUUUGGCGAUGGCUUAUAAUGAUAAGUUACUGCAUUCAACCAUUCCGAAGGAGCUCGGCGCAUUGAACAAGUUAAAGUUUCUGUGGAUGACGGACACGAAUUUGAUCGGAGGAAUACCGGGGAGCUUCAACAAUCUGUCCAGGCUGGAGCAUUUGGAUCUCUCUUUCAACAAUCUGAAUGGCAGCAUCCCUGGAGGUAUGCUAAAGUUGAAUAAUUUGGCCAAUUUGUAUCUCUAUAAUAAUAGAUUGUCCGGCCACAUUCCUUGGCGUAUUGAGUCCUUUAAUUUGAUUGACAUUGAUCUCUCAAGCAACAGCUUGAUCGGAUCGAUACCAGAGGGUCUUGGGAAGCUACAAAAUUUGACGAGUCUGAGUCUUUUCUGGAAUCGGUUGUCUGGAGUGGUACCUCCAAUUAUAGCACUCAUUCCUAGCCUGAAAAUUUUGAGGGUUUUUAGAAAUAGACUGGGCGGAGCUUUGCCUUCAGAAUUAGGCAUUCUCUCCAAUCUCGAGGUGUUGGAUAUAUCAGAGAAUCAACUGAGUGGGCCAAUGCCUCAACAUUUAUGUGCCCGUGGCACUUUGUUUGCCCUGAUUGCUUCCUCCAACAAACUGAGUGGACAAGUGCCAAAAUCGCUGGGGGAUUGCGGUAGUUUGCUUAUUCUUCAACUUUUUAAUAACAGCUUUUCCGGCGAGAUUCCUUCAGGUCUAUGGGCAUCCUCAAAUUUGACGAGCUUGAUGUUAAAUAACAAUUUGUUCUCCGGAAAACUCCCGGGUAAAUUGGGAUCCAAUUUGUUAAGCGUGGAGAUUAGUAACAAUAGGUUAUCCGGUCCAAUUCCUGUCGGAAUCUCUUCUUGGGUGAAUAUAAAGGAGUUCAAGGCCAGCAAUAAUCUCCUUUCAGGGAAAAUUCCAGUGGCAUUAACCAGUCUCCCAAGCCUCUCUACCUUGUUGCUCGAUGGGAAUCAAUUCUCAGGCCAACUUCCUUCCGAAAUAUACACAUGGAAUUCACUGACUACUUUGAAUUUUGCAAGAAACCAAUUCUCUGGUCCAAUUCCAAAAGCCAUAUGUUCUUUACCUAGACUCGCUUUUCUUGACCUCUCUGAAAACCAAUUCUCUGGUCAAGUGCCUUCUGAACUUGGCCAUUUCAAUCCCAAUUCCCUUAACCUUUCAUCCAACAAUCUCUCUGGAAAAAUCCCCCAUCAGCUUGAAAAGUGGGAUUAUGAAAAUAGUUUUUCGAACAAUCCCAAACUCUGUGGCAAUAUUCCAACUUUGAAGAGAUGCAGUGGAUCCCACAAAUUGCCAACUAAAUACCUUGCUAUGAUUAUAGCUUUCCCCAUAGUUGGUUUCGUAGUUAUUAUGUCUUUGUGUACCUUCUUCAUGGUUAGAUAUUAUAUUAAGGAGAAGGGGAGGGAAAAUCUUGCAACCCGAUGGAAGUUCACAGCAUACCAGAAGUUCAAUUUUACCGAGGAUGAUAUAUUGUCGAAUUUGAAAGAAGAUAGUUUGAUUGGAAAAGGAGGAUCUGGGAUGGUAUACCGGGUUCCCAUUAACAAUUCAAGGGAGUGUGUUGCUGUUAAAAGGAUUUUGAUUAAUGACAGGAAACUAGACAAGAACCUGGAGAAGCAAUUUACAGCAGAAGCUCAGAUACUGGGCUCCAUACGCCACGCCAACAUAGUAAAGAUGCUAUGCACCAUUUCAAGUGAAAGCUCAAAGCUUCUUGUUUAUGAGUACAUGGAGAAUCAAAGCUUGGAUAAAUGGCUUCAUAGUAAGAAGCGGGCAUCAUCGUCCACAAGUUCAACCCAAUAUGCUGUCUUGGAUUGGCCAAAAAGGCGGCAGAUUGCUAUUGGAGCUGCACAGGGCCUACGCUACAUGCAUGAAGACUGCUACAAUAGUAUCAUCCAUCGAGAUGUAAAAUCUAGCAACAUUCUUCUGGAUUCCCAAUUCAAGGCAAAGAUUGCAGAUUUUGGACUGGCCAAAAUGUUGACCAAGCAAGAAGAGUCGGGGACCACCUCUGAUCUUUUAGGUUCUUUUGGAUACAUUGCUCCUGAGCGUGUAUAUACACGUAAGGCAAAUGAGAAGAUGGAUGUGUACAGCUAUGGAGUUGUCCUUCUAGAGUUGACCACUGGAAGAGAAGCCAUUGAGGGAAACGAGAAUAAGAACCUUGCUGAAUGGGCGUGGAAGCACUUGGAAGACGAAAAGCCCAUAGAGGAAGCCCUGGAUGGAGAGAUCAUGGAACAAUGUUACCGUGAAGAAAUGAUCAGAGUCUUCAAGCUAGGCCUUAGGUGCACCGGAAAAGAACCUUCUGCUAGACCGCAUAUGAAGGAGGUUGUGUCUAUUCUUGGCCGGCUUGGUCAUUAACAGGGUUGCGGCAUCAUCUUCCACAGAUUAAGUUGAUUUACAUGCUCCAGGUGUCUAAUUUCUUUGGGUGAAAUACUUUACUGAGGCCCACCAUCAUGGUUUGUGUGUGCGCGUUUUUUUUCAUGUUCAUUAUUUUAAGGCGCUGUAAUUUGGGAUUCAUGAAUUGAAGUUACAGGCUGGUUCCUAAAGGGUAAUUAAUAUUUUGAUUUGCCU